UCCCAGCUUAGAUCUUGAAUCUUUUGUAAUCAUUGUUUCACAUAAUUAUUAUCUUCUCAUACAAUGUGAUGAGGAUCUUCCAAUAAUUUAUAUAUACUAUUCUAAUUUUCGGAGUCUAGUAAGUACUUUCAUAUAUACUCCCAUGUACGACUAUACUUCUUAGAAUCAAUAAUUUGACUCUGUUAUACCUUCACUAUGAUUGUAGAAGGAGAACAUGUCUAUUUUUAGAAACUGAUAACCUGGAAAUUUAUGAAAUUGGAAAGCUGCAUAUCUCAUAAAUGAUAAUUAAGCAUGGGCGAGAGACACUUUCUGUGGGACGAGAUUACGGAGGGAUUGAUUCUAACGAGUGUAAUAAAGGCGGAGGAUGAACAAAUUAAGCGACAAAAGAAGCAAGUUACUGACAUCCCUACAUCAGAGAUUUAUUGUCCGCAUGCGUAUUUGAUUUUGAACUAUCGGGAAACAUUAAAUGAUAGUGAAAAGAUCAAAUUUCGGAAGCAUUAUCUAAGAAAAGUGACGCCAGACGAGCCAGAUAUUAUUAUUCUGCAAGACAUCAAAGAUCUCGUGCUAUUCCUUCUCGUGACGCCUAUCAGUCCACAAUUUAUAAACUUUCUGCAUUUGCCAGCAACAGAUCAAUUUCUCCGAGCGCUGAUUAUCUACUUUCAACGCUUUGUGGAGAUAUGGGAAGACUUGGUACAAGAGCGAGCAGCUACUAUGAAGAAGGCACCGAAUCCACUGGAGCGUGGCCAUAGGUCUCGAUACGCCGAGGAAUUGCGGGCUCUGCGUUGUGUCUUAGGUAGAGAGUACUGUGACUUGUUGUUAGGUUGUCGAGAUGGGCCCCGUUAUCAUCACAUGAUGAGCGGCAGGAAACGCGCAAUCACACAAUCGCAGGGUGAGAAAGACCUGCGGAUCUACGAGCCGUUGAUCAGCGUAGCUCAUCGGGUUGUGUGGAUAGCAUUACAGCGGAAACAUUAUACUUUGAUCGAAUUAGAGCUGCACAGGCUGCUCCGAACCGAGGCGUAUAACACUGCGCAAAGACAAAGCGGCAGUCGGAUGAUUUUGGAUAUGCUAGAGGAUGAUAUCCGUAUACUACACGGACCCAAAACAAUUUGGAAAAGUCGAAAAUUACUGAGAAACUCUCCCUUACCUCACGAACUGAUGUACACGGAUUGCGACUAUCGUCUUCUAUUGUUAGGGAUGAUAGAUAUCGAUCUGCACCAUCCGAAAAUCGCCUAUCUGAAAAACGUUCUUCUUGUCGAGGAAGAGAUGUUAUCUCAAUUGGGAAUUAAAGUAGGCAUAUUGGGUCGCAAUCGCUCGGAGUUCGACAUAAUGUUAAUGCCGUACGAACCGGAAGAACCAGCGAAAAUUGAUUUGUUUGAUAAAAGAUUAUUGGAGACACGAAAGAGUAUCUUUGUGGGUAAAAUCUUGGAACCAAUUGAAGAUAUCGAAAGUCUACCCGAAUUAAUUGAAGAAUUUCCAGUCAGAGAAAUUAAGGUGAACAAGAAAUAUGAUAAAAUUCGCGAAAAGGCCCGAAUAAAAUGGAUACUUCGAGAGAUGAAACGACGUGAACGCAGAAUUAUCGACACUUACUCCAUAGCAACAACUAUAGAUUGAAUAUUCAGGAUAAAAUUCCCCUUUGUAUAUGGUAUAACAAAAAUAUUGCAAAAAACUAAAACGUUCUUUCGAUAUGAAAAUGAAAAGCUGUUUCAUUAUGUAGUUUGUUAUAUCAAUCGAUAUAAGCUGCAUUAUCAUUAGGACAUGAAUUAUAAGGAUGGAUAUAAACGGAACGCUAUAACACAAUAUAAAAAAUAUGCUUAUUAUAAUUGGUAAUGCCUAAUCAAGAGUAAUAAUGCUGAUAUUUUACAAGAAGGUUUACACAUGUAGGUACAUUUCAAGCAAUGCACUUUUUACGAUUAAAUUCGGCAUUGUCCUGUCCAUAAAUAAUUAUUAUACCUAAUCACUACCACUAUAUACGUAGUAACAAUACAUACGACGUUAAUUUUUAAUUCCCAAAAUGGAUCAAUUUGCAAAUUAUUCUGUUUCCGUUUGAAUCUAUGAUCAACUCGCUGUUCGCGUUUUUUGUAAUCGUUCACAUUCAGCUAAAUGUUCAUUAAAGUGCGCUUUGCUCUAAUAUGACUCGUUGAAUAAAUAACACGCAUUAUAUUGCAACAUAAAAGAAAAUAAAAGAAAAAGAGGUCUCAAUGUUUGGCACAGCAAUUUUGAUAAUAAAAACCAGAUUUUUAUAAAUAUCAGCCAGUCAUCGCGCGUACACUUUUUCGCAGAACGAAUAUCGUUUCAAGUGCUGUUUCAUCGGUAGCUAAAUUACGUAACGUAUGACAGUUUGCCGACUUUAUUACGAUAUGUAUUAAGAUUACGACUCACAGUAUAUCUGCAUAUCGCGUAUCCAUUUCAUAUUACUACUAUUACACGCGGAAUUAUAACAAUGUACUGUUGUAUACGUGUGUGGUAGUUUAGAAGUCAAAUGGCAGUAAACAACUUAGCCAUUCUCAUGCGUUAUCGUGUUAUCUAGUUUUACUUUAAGAAUCUGCCUUUAUAACCCGUUGUA
Molecule: messenger RNA, 2563 nt
Organism: Pogonomyrmex barbatus (red harvester ant)
Lineage: Eukaryota; Metazoa; Arthropoda; Insecta; Hymenoptera; Formicidae
Product: protein phosphatase 1 regulatory subunit 36
Biological process (GO): negative regulation of phosphatase activity
Molecular function (GO): phosphatase binding
Source: RefSeq, a predicted model, not a curated record